AGGAGCGGCGCAGUCGCACGAGCAGCUCUCCGUCCUCCUCACGCGCCUCCCCAAAAAAGACACACACACACACACACACACGCACGCUAGACAGACACGCGCGCACACAGGCACCUCGCGCUCCGUCUUCCAUGGCCUCGUCGUCCGCCAGCGGCGCGGAGGAGGCGCGCGCCCCCGCGCUGACGCCGCUGAAGCUCGUGGGUCUGGCCUGCGCGUUCCUCGCGCUGUGCCUGGACGUGGGCGCCGUCCUGAGCCCCGCGUGGGUCACCGCGGACGGUCAGUACGCGCUGUCUCUGUGGAUGUCCUGCUGGAGACCCAACGAGAACAGCAACUGGCAGUGUAGCAGCACGCUCGAGACGGAUUGGCAGAUUGCCACGUUGGCGCUGUUGCAUGGCGGAGCAUUCCUCAUCCUCAUCUCCUUCAUGGUGGCUCUGAUCUCCGUCUGCACUGGCACCAGGAGACGCUUCUACAAACCUGUAUCUGUCAUGCUGUUUGCCGCAGUGGUUCUGCAGGCUUGCAGUUUGGUUCUCUACCCCAUCAAGUUCAUCGAGACCAUCAGUUUGAGAAUAUACCACGAGUUCAACUGGGGCUACGGCCUGGCCUGGGGGGCCACCAUCUUCUCCUUCGGGGGAGCCAUCCUCUACUGCCUGAACCCCAAGAACUAUGAAGACUACUACUAAACCCGCUCGACAACUACAUUACCCACGAUGCACUCCACUACACUACACUGUUUCCGACAGCAGCAUAAGUUAACGCACUGAACUUCUUCAUCCACCUUACAGGGCCGAUCAUAUCCUUAUAAAGAAAGCAGAGCAAGGCCAGGCCUGUCAGACUAGGACUGAAAAAUCUGUUUAUCUGGCCGCUUUUGAGCAUCUUUCAGUCUCUGUUUCUCGCACCGACAAGCGUCUGCAUCCAUUCUGGGCCCCACUUAAACUCUCUCACCGCUCCCUCAUUCAUCAGAGUGUCACUCGCCCCCUUUUUCCGUCCGCCUGUCUCGUCUGUUCUCACCUUCUCCUCACAUUUCUGACACCACCGCGAUCCAUUUCUGAUCUUCGUGCACUCUUUUUAGCCGUCAGGCUCCAGAACUUUCCGGAUUUUCUGGAGCUAGCCUGUGAUGUGUCGUCCCUGUGGAGCGCUCCAUCUGGAGUGAGAUUUGUAGCCAAGCAGGUGACAGGGGUUGUCUGACCAGCCACACAGACACGGAUCAAAGCAAGUAUGGCAAUAAUUAGAAUAUCAGUCAGUCUCAGUAAUGAGAAACCACAGAUAUACCCAAACAGUGAGAGGGCUUCUCACAGAGCUGCACGAUACAGACACAGUGAGGGCUGCAAUAAUAUUAAAUUUCGACUGUGCAAGGAAUAAUUUGUGAUAUUCAAGAAUCUGUAAAAGCCAACGAGCGGAUAUUAUUGAAUAUGCCCGAAUAUCCGUAAAAGCCAGUGAGUGGAUGUUAUUGAAUAUGCCCGAAUAUCCGUAAAAGCCAGUGAGCGGAUAUUAUUGAAUAUGCCUGAAUAUCCGUAAAAGCCAGUGAGCGGAUAUUAUUGAAUAUGCCCGAAUAUCCGUAAAAGCCAGUGAGCGGAUAUUAUUGAAUAUGCCCGAAUAUCCGUAAAAGCCAGUGAGCGGAUAUUAUUGAAUAUGCCCGAAUAUCCGUAAAAGCCAGUGAGCGGAUAUUAUUGAAUAUGCCCGAAUAUCCGUAAAAGCCAGUGAGCGGAUAUUAUUGAAUAUGCCCGAAUAUCCGUAAAAAUAUUUUUUGGUUUUAGUUCAUGCCAGCCAGAGUGGUUAGCCUCCCAGAUAGCAGGCAUAUUGCUGCUGUUGGAACAAAUCUUCGUACCUCCAUUUUUGUCAUUUUUCCGUUUUUGACAUAAUUUGGAAGUGCCUGUUGUCCUUUCCAUUGUUUGUAAAUAUUAUGAUGAACGGACCAAAGGAAAUGGUCCAGAAUGACAUGGGAAAGCGUCUGGUUCCAUUGACAUACAUAAAAAAUAACCUCUGUGUUUGCUUUCUGCUGUAAAAUUACCAUUUUGGAGAUACGAGGUUUUGAUCCGACAGCAGCGAUAUAUCGGCCCGCUGCCUUGAUAAGGUUGCUGACUGCAUGCCGCUGCUGGUCCACCCUCAGACCACCCAGAUGAUGUCCUAUAUAGAUCUCCUCAGAUUUUAAAUGCACAGAGCCUUUUAUUGUGGAAAAUAAUCUUGAGACAAAUGUUAUUAAAACGAUCUUGUUGAAAAAGUUGCUGACAAA
Pygocentrus nattereri (red-bellied piranha) is the source of this 2230-nucleotide messenger RNA. It is a transcript of the gene tmem47, whose product is annotated as transmembrane protein 47. The record is from RefSeq and is a predicted model, not a curated record. Gene Ontology annotation, biological process: cell-cell adhesion. Lineage: Eukaryota; Metazoa; Chordata; Actinopteri; Characiformes; Serrasalmidae. The coding region runs from base 132 to 680 and encodes 182 amino acids. The transcript is spliced from 3 exons. Gene Ontology annotation, cellular component: cell-cell junction; membrane.